AUGGAAGAACACAAGGGAACAGUCGCAACGCUUGCAGCGCAGGUCAAGCAGUUCAGUGCUUCCAAGACGCCAUUCCGAAUCUACCAUGGCUCUACGUUGUCCACGCGGCACUCGCCUCGCCAGCGCAACCAGAUCAUCGAUGUCAGCUCGCUGAAUCAUGUCCUCAAGUUCAACGAAAUGGAAAAGACGGUUCUCGUCGAGCCCAAUGUGCCGAUGGAUAAGCUUGUGGAAGCUACACUUGCUUGUGGGCUGUUGCCCAAAGUCGUCAUGGAGCUACCCAACAUUACAGUAGGCGGUGGCUUCGCGGGAACCAGUGGGGAGAGCAGCUCAUUCAGGUAUGGUCUUUUCGACCGCACCAUCAGAGGAGCGGAGAUCAUCCUGGGGAACGGGGACGUGGUCUGGGCAUCCGCAGAGGAGCACCGAGAGCUGUUCUUCACGGCAGCCGGGAGUUGCGGCAGUCUCGGCGUCAUCACCCUGCUUGAGAUGGAGCUGGUUGAUGCAAAGAGCUACGUUGAGCUCGAGUACAUUCCAGUCAGCAGUACCGAAGAGGCCGUGGAGCAGCUACGACGGCACCAAGAGCAGCCAGACGUCGCGUACAUGGACGGCAUCCUCUAUUCCUUGACCAACGGCGUGGUUAUGAUCGGACGUCUCAGCAAGCAAAGCCUUCCUGGAGGGAUACAACGAUUCGAUCGCGCAUCAGACCCCUGGUUCUAUAUGCACGCCGAGUCUGUGCUCAAGCAAAGCAGGCAAGAGGGCGCCCAACCCACGACCUACAAAGAGAGCAUCCCCAUCCAAACCUACCUCUUUCGCUACGACCGCGGCGUCUUCUGGUCCGGUCUCCGUGCCUUCAAGUACUUCAUGACGCCUUUCAACGCGCUAACGCGCUAUCUGCUCGACCCGUUCAUGUACAGCCGCACCAUGGUACACGCGUUGCACCGGUCCGGCAUCGCCGCACAGACCAUCAUCCAAGACUUCGCAGUCCCCUACUCGUCGGCGAGGGAGUUUGUGGAGUGGACGGAGGAGAGGACGGGCAUCUGGCCGCUGUGGCUCUGCCCUGUCAAGUGUGCGCCGCGAGAGGAACGUAGCUUCUCGCAGGGCCACCACAUCACCGAGGACCUACUUCUCGACGUGGGGAUCUGGGACAUGGGCCCCAAAGACAGCCAUGCGUUCAUCAAGCUGAACCGCGAGUUUGAACAAAAGGUCACGGAGCUGGGGGGCAUGAAGUGUCUGUAUGCGCACGCGUACUACACGGAGCAAGAGUUUUGGGAUAUCUACGACAAGGACAAGUACGUGGACUUGAGGAAGAAGUACCACGCUGAGAGCUUGCCAACGGUGUAUGACAAGGUCAAGGUCGACCUUCAGGGUGUUGCCGGGGGGCAGGCUGUCAGGAAGAAGGAAGGCUGGGGCGAGUGGGCGCACAGGCGGUUUUGGGGUACUUGGCCGUUGGGGGGGAUCUAUGGGGUUGCGAGUGCGACCAAAGGCCUUUUGGUCAAGAGCGACUUUUUGUUGAAGAAGUAG
This is a messenger RNA of Ascochyta rabiei, 1518 nucleotides long. RefSeq lists its product as uncharacterized. Gene Ontology annotation, molecular function: Delta24(24-1) sterol reductase activity; FAD binding. Gene Ontology annotation, biological process: steroid metabolic process. The coding region runs from base 1 to 1518 and encodes 505 amino acids. Gene Ontology annotation, cellular component: cytoplasm; membrane. The transcript is spliced from 2 exons. The record is from RefSeq and is a predicted model, not a curated record. Lineage: Eukaryota; Fungi; Ascomycota; Dothideomycetes; Pleosporales; Didymellaceae.